Xyrichtys novacula (pearly razorfish) is the source of this 41084-nucleotide messenger RNA. The record is from the annotation of a GenBank genome assembly. NCBI's taxonomy places the organism in Eukaryota, Metazoa, Chordata, Actinopteri, Labriformes, Labridae.
AUGUUUUAUGAUCUAAGUACAGAAGACGACGGCAAGAAGAUGAGCAAAGAAGUACGUGAAAAGGUUAUUGUUUAAUUUCACUUCCUGUGCUUUUCAAUGUGGUUAGGCCAUGUAGCGCCUGAGUCGAUAUUAAGUUGAACAGAAGCUAACACUGCACUGGCAUCCUCCAGAUCAACUUCAUAUCGACUCAGGCGCUACAUGGCCUAACCAAAUGACACAUUGAAAAGUUUACAAAGUAAAAUUAAACAAGAACCUUUUCACUAACUUCUUUGCUCAUCUUUUCGCCGUCGUCUUCUGUGCCUAGAUCGUAAAACAGCAGUGCAUCAUCCUUACUGGCAGCUCACUUCUAUUGUGGCUUUUUUUAUGUGCAUCAUUUUAUUUUCGCAGUAAGUAACUUUUUUUAUUUUUUUUUUUGCAUCAUUAUCUUCGGUUGUGUUUUUUUUUCUUUUCUAUCUGCACUUUUUCCUUUUUUUUUUACUUGCAGCGGUCUUCGGUUUCUUUUUUUGCAUCAGUAACUUCCGCAUUUCUGUAACUUCUGCAUUUUUUUUAUUUGCAGUAGUGGCGGUUCUCGGCCACCGUAUCAUUCAUGUCUGAGCUGUGUCACGUUUGAUUUUCUAUUAGGCUACCCACAAAUUCCAUGUUGAGUUUGUAAUAUUAACCAAAACUUUAAAAUUAAAAUUAAAAAAAAGAAAGAAAGAAAAGAAAAAGAAAGGGAUUCUGAUUGCCUCUUAAGGUCUGAAAAGGUCGACAGAAAUGAAUUUUCAAGCCAACAAGCCUACUUUGGGAAUCUAAGUAUUAUGUGUAUUACGGUAAUGACAUUAAACGUGCACUCACCCUUUAGCUCUGGUUAUUACGGUAAUAUCCGGCUCCCUCGGAUUGUUUGCUGCUGCUCCAGGGUUUGAGAAAGCUGCUGUGCGAUGUUACCUCCACACUCCUCUCUACACUGACACACACACACGCACACACAGACAGACAGUGAUAACAGCCAACGUUUCGGUCUGAAACAAACUCUGGAGACUUGUCUACCUCACACAGUAAGCUACACGUUUAUUCUCUGCUUUUAAAAACAUUUUUACCGCCUCUUCCUCGAACUACCGCCAGUUUCCUAACAAGGUUGUAGCUGUAUUUUUGUGUCUUUCAACGUCUUGGAGAGUUAACUGCCUGCUUCAAUUGAAGUCUUCUCACGGCGUCCGUCGAGGAGCUUGUCGGUUGUUUCUGCGAGUGAGUAAUGUUGUUUCACCUUUAGGUUAAUAAGUUAUUUUUAUUGUGGCAGUCUGUGUGUGAAAUUCUCCUCAAGUGUUGGUUAUUUUAAAAGCUGUUUAGCGUGGUUGACAGUUCUGUCAAAUUCACAGUUGAAGGGGGAAAAAAAAGAAACAUUUCCCUUCCCACCAGUUGCAUGGUGCGAUAAGCGUGAAUGGCGAUUUAUUCCCUUUUUUGUGUCGUUUUGCCUCAUAUAUAUAGUGUGUCUGAACUGUUACAUACCACCCAGUAACCAAAGUUAUUCAGCAGCCAAAGGUUAACGUUAGAAAGUAACUCACUAUAAUGAUUACCUCGUUAAAAGACAAGAAAGUGCUUUUGCUAUUAUUUAACAUGUACGGAAGCCCUGAGGAGACGUGAAUCCAUACACUGUAGCCUACAUAUUUUUGUGGUGUACAUGUGGCAGUGGGUGUACAUUUUUCUAUGAUAAUGAUCAACUUCAGGUGUUUCCUCAAUGUUAGCAGGGGUCUCCAGAGUUGCAAAUGCACAAAGCAAAUAUAGAAACAGACUUUGAAGUUACCCCAGUAGCAGUCAUCUGCCUGGAAAUGUGUCCUGCUGUCAUGAUAAAAGAUGUUUCAUUAUGUAAAGAGAAUGAAAUAUUAUAAACCUUUAUCAUGUGAUUACAAGUUUUGCUAUUCCCUGACAAUAGGAAACAAAUUUAAACUUCUCAACAUGAUGAUAAAAGUGACACUUUUAUCUCCAGAUAAUAUACAUCAGUCAGAAUCCAGAGAAAACCAGCAUCUUAGGUCCUUACACACCGGGGCCGACACAAAUAUAGAACGCAAAAUUACGAAAUAUUCAGAGGCGAAUUUUGACGCGCCUGACUAAACACAUCAAGCCUGAUGCGAUUUUACUUCUUUCCUGGGGGGAAAAAGACAUAUCCCAGGUGUAAGCGAGAAGACUGACACAACAGCAGACUGACUGUUUUUCAGUUCUGAUUAGACACUAGUGUUGAGAUGUCUGCCUGUCAUGAUAGCAUGUACUGAGUCGGGGCCAGAACCAGAUAAGCACAUUAAACUAUAAUCCAUAAACGUAAGGCAACAACCGAGACCUAAUGGUGCUGUGACAGCAACGCGAUUGAGUUUGAGACAGUGAAAAUACAAAUGGUAUGUUGUAUCUGGACAGGUUAGCUUACGAGCUAAAGUUACUUAGCACAGAUGAAAGUUAAAACAAAGACUUUUAGCAAACUGUUAAAGCGCACAAACCACAAGUUGUCCUUCAGGUUGUUAACUUUGUAAUGUUUGUGUCUUUUAUCAAAAAGUACUCUGUUCUCCGACACGUAAACAAUCAGCUGGUCAGCCAUAUUGGAUAUACCGGUGAAUCGGACGUCGCAACAACACACAAUCUGAUUGGUCAGAAGUGGACACACAGUAUGCGAAACUUAAGAAAAAUCGACCAUGAUCCAAAAAAAUAAAUGCCGCAAUAUCGCAGAAUGGGAAAACAUCACUGAUGUGAACGCUUGUAUUGACAGGAUACGGGUUCGAAAAAAAAUAUUGAUGUCCGAAAUAAUCGCACGACAAAAACGGUCCCGGUGUGAAAGGAGCUUUGCUUGUUAUCCUUGGAAAACAGUUAAUACGAUAUAUUGAUGUGGGCUCAUCUGAGGCUUUCAUUCACAAUUCACAAGUUACUAACCACUCUAAUUACUUUGGCUAAGCCCAGAAUCUCAACAGCCUUUUUCUCAUGAAUUUUUAAAAUGUAAUAGAAAUUUUUUUUAAACUUUUUUAAAGGGAGGUGGCAGAGUUCAUUGCAAAAUAGGUAUGAGUGGAUGAAUCAGUAUGAGAAGGCAGCAGUGCCAAGGUACAGCAAUGUUUGGAUAUUCAAGAGACAGGAAUCAGCCAGGUAAAACAUAUCCUGACAUGAUUUCUCUUCUGGUUGUGUUUAUCACAAAGAGGAGAGAAGAUACACUCAGCACUGUGCUGUAAUGUUUAUACAUAAAUGGAAGGAGUGUAUAUCAGAGUACACAGUUUAUAUAAAGGUGCCUUCUGACUGCCAAGCUAAUGAAGUGUGUUGAAAUAGCUGCUGUAAAACCUUAAAGUUCGCUGUGAGAGUCUCCUUAACACCUGGUAGAUCAGGGUAGUGUUUGUCAGGACUGGACUUGUCCGAGGUGCAGUUCAGCGCUCUCAGAAUAUACAGUCGUUUGUCAGCUCUAACUUACUGUUUAGUAGUCUACUGGGAAAGUGUCAGACCUGUUUCUUGUAAAGGAUUGUUCACUGUGUGGCUGAAAUAUGAGCUUGUUUUCCAACCUUCAGCGACUGAAUCGUGGAUUAUUUCCUCAAAUCCACACCACUGCUGCUGAGUGCACCCUUGUGCAUCAACAUACCAGAGUUUGCGGUGCUUCAAGCAUUUUCAACACACAACAAAACCUAACCCACGAUACAGGUUUGGGUCAAACAGAAGCAAAUAACAUGAGGGAAGAAGAAGAACAUGGCGGCUAUUAUGUUCCUUGUAUCUUAUUAUGUCAGAGCCCAGAAUGGAGCCUUGCAGAUUCCUCAUUUCCAUGAAUCAAGCCUUCUUCCUAUUCCAGCAGUUGCACAGUUUUUCUGUAAUAGCUUUGUGAUCUGGAUUCAAAAUGUCAGUCGUCCUCACUAUGUGGGCAGAUGGGGAAUGUAAUUGGCGGGGGACGCAGGAAAGAUAAAACAAGGCUUCCUUCUCUAUCCAUUGUGCUCAUGGUGAUAAAGUUUUUGCCUUGUGGAAAAUGAGUAAAAUUUAUGAGGAGUGGGCAGUAUUCACUUGUUGAAGAUAGCAUAGCUAUUUACUGAUCAGUUUUUUUUUUUUUUUCUGGGCAGGCUGCUCAUUCAGCAGCAUCACCGUCCUCUUACCCAGAGUGAGCCACCAUUAGAUAUUUCCCUGUUAAUACAUUAGCACUCUACUUUGUGUUCAGAAGAGGCUCUUGUAAAUGGGUCAGAUCCAGCCUCACGAUGACCUUUCAGUCAGUUUUCUUUUUCUAUGAGCGCAGUUGUGACUGCAGGAUACUGUCACCCCAGCCAACCUUUGCACUGUUUCAGCUUUUGUUGUAAAUUCUUCUCUCCGAUGGCUCUCAUGCAGAAUUUACGCACAACUCACUGCGCCAAUUAACAGUGGUACACUAAUCCUACAACAAUCAUUGCUACCAGUCUGGCCAGUGAAAAUGUGACCGUCUUAUUCAAGGGAUUAGAGACAGUUCAGGUUUGAGUGAUGGAGGAUGUUCACUGUAAAAAUACAUGGUGAAAUAAUCAUUGUACUUCUUAAAAUCUUUUGAAUGUGAACUCGCAUACUCCUCCAGCUGGAUCGAGAUUACAGAGAUGUGCUGUGAGGCUGAAAUAGUCCCUGGAGAGUUCAGCUGUGCCAUAUGUAGAUAGUUAAGUGUAGAAUCUAUGAAGAGGCACUGAUGCAGGCAAAGGCGCUGAGCAGUGCAGCCUCUGGAAAUCCCACAGGUUCUUCACCAUCAGCAUGCUGAGUAUCCAGAGCAGAUGGUCAACCCUUUUUGUUUUAACCUCCGAGUGAUUGAUUAACAUUACAGUCAACUACAUUCACCAAUAACAAUAAUUAUUAGGGAAAAGUUCACUUUUGGUUUCUUUAUACAGAUGCCAACUGAUGAUUUUCUUUGCCUUAAGAUGUUUGAUAUUUAGUGAAUGGGGUAUAAACACAGCUCUCCACAUGGACCUUUUAAACUGGUAAUCUCUUGGUAAUUUCCUCUUGAAAUAGCAACAAAUAUAAUUAACCUUUGCGAAAUAAUGGCUAGCUAUAUUUGAUUCCAUCUUUCCGUGUACUGGCUUCUAGUGUGUCUCUGGAGACUGCUGUGUACCCGCAGUACUGUUCAACCAAUGAGGAGCACUCUCUUCCCUUCGCAUUUAAUUUCCUACUGUUGGUUGUGACACUCAGACAGCCAUAGGCUUAAAUAAUGACCCAUUACCAGAUGUGCUUCUGUUAUUUCCAAUGGACAAGAUUAGAGAGAGAAGCUCAGACCAUAUGUUACUUUUCCACUCUGCUGUAUUAUGGUGUUGGUGGGCCGUCCUACUCAUUUAUCACGUCUAGAAAAGACAGAAUAACAAUCCCUUUGUUGAGUGGUAGCAAACAGCACACUUGAUUAUUUUUGUGUGUCUCUGGACAGUCAUUUCCAGCUGUCUACAUGAAUCUAGCAGAAUUUCAUUUGUGAUUCAUUAUCUUUGAUGAACCUUGUUCUUCAGGCAUUAAUUGGGCAAACCAUGCGGCAGUGUAUUUUCUUUAACUUGCUUAUACACCCUGACGUUUUGCUUAAAUAUUUCUUUUGCUUUUAGAGGUAUUUAUUUUUUGCUCAAGGAAAAUCUGGACAGUCCUUCCAUUUUUAAACCAUGGCUUUUAAUUUACAGGUAAACUCCAAGGCCCCCUCCCCCCUCCGAAUACUACAAAAGCAGAGUAUUGGCUGCAGCAGCAGAAUCAUCUUCCUUCAUUAGGAUUAGGAGCGAGGAGAGAAUCUGUAUCUAAUUGGACCUUAUUCACUAAAUUGAAUAUGGUUUCUGUUUCUAAAUUCUGACUUGUAAAUGUUCCACUUAUAAAUCAUUGGUAGAGUCAUCCAAAAUGCGGAAUAAUCAAUACCAGGCGGUACUGGUCAGCUGUUCAGAAAGCCAUACUGUGGAGACUGGUUGGUUGUUUGAGGUCUUUAUGUAUUCAUGUUCACAGUAGAGCAUUGUAAUUGUUUUGGCUGUAUGUGUGUGUGUGUGAUUUCUUUUUUUUUUGUGGUUUCACAUUUCACCCCUCGCCAUUUGGACAAUGUCCCCUUUCAGUUCUCCCCAGAAGCGGUCUCAUACAUCAGGUCUCACAUUUUCAACACUGUAAUAGUAUGUCUGGUUAACUGACCUCCUCAUAACCCUUUACUGGAGGGCUUCGGCUCUUGGAAUAUGAUGAAAGAAAUGGAAAUAUCUCAGCUGCUAAAUAUAUGCAAUCAAAGCAGAAGCUUUAGCUCUCCAUAGCCUCUCUCUGUCACUGCAAAGCCAUUCCUCUGCAGGUUUCCUAAUCCUUCUGCUACAGGCGCUCCAUCCUUUUAGCGAUAAGUUGAAGCUGGAGGAUUUGUACACCUUCUUUGAAAGCGAUGAUGAUUAAGUGACCGUUGCAGAUUGAAUUUUAGUUCAGUGAUUUAUCGACGAACCUGAUUCAGAUGUACACAUGUUUUUAAAAUAGGUGUGCUGAGCUGAGGACAAUAACCAAAACCAGAAGUUUGUGUCAAAUAAGUCCUAAACAGACAUUCAGCAGCAGCAGCUUUGGUUGUCAGCCGAAUAGAUGUCCCUGCUCCGACUUGGCAGUCCUUUGUUCAACAAUGUGUCUACAAAGUGACUUUUCCUGUUCUGGUGAUUUAAGGCUAAAGAUGGCAAUCUUAUUCCAGUGACGCAGUUCUGACGUAGUUCUAGCUUGAGCUUUGCAUGUCUGGUGUAAUCAUGCCCUCAGACCCUUCCUGGUCCCAAUGGACUCAUGCCAGUCCACCAGCCGGGCUACUAACCUUUGCUCUUACAAAUCCUGUGGUGAUCAUUCCUGUGCAAAGGGUCCAGGUUUGACUUCAAUAACAACACAUUUUCUCAGCUUACCACACUAUUGAUAACCCUUUUCCCCUAUUUAGGAUAUAUAGUAUUUCUAUUUCUGUAGCAGUUUGUUCAUUCCAUCAUAAAAUCUGCAAUUUUAAUGUUGAUACUGCUCACAGUCAAAUGUUUUCAUUUUAUUCCACUUAAAAACUCAAUUAAAUACAACAGUGACAUUAAAUGGUAUCAUUAUACCUUUGUUUAUUGUUCAGUAUGUAAUUAAGUGAAGUCUAACAUGGUGACUCAUUAUCCUGGUUUAAACCCCUUCAAUCCUGGCAUGCUGUGAAAGCUGGCCCAUGGUGUUCCAAUCCAAAAUGUCAGCCCUCCGCUCUAAUACAAUCUCUAUUACAACCCCUCUGCAGGCAGUGGACUUUCCCUUAUUUUAACUGUAUCUUUAUGAAUAGAAGCAGACUCAAUUUAAAUGUCUUGUAGAGGUUUUGUAUCCCUCCUAACUUACUUCAUCAUGGUUCAAAAUAAUAAACCAUAAAUCAUAUUUCCUAAAGGAUGAGAGGCAUACUUAGUGCAAAUGUAUGCAAAUAUAUGCUAACAAGCAAACCCCCGUGAUGUGCAUAAUGAUUGAAAGUCAAGACGAAAUAUAAAUCAGCCCUGAUAAGACUUAGGCACUGCCCCGGCAUGCACACAUGCAUAUGAGACCCAUGCUAAUCUUCACACUCUGUAUUUGCGCUUGUGUCGGUGACAAACUCCUCUUCCUGCACUUAAAUGUAAACCUGAGUAACAACAUUGACACAGAAGCUCUACCAGACUGGCUUUGUCAAGACAGAGAAUAAUAGUCUGUCUCAAAACAUCAGGGAAUUCGAGUUGAAGCCCGACCCACAUUUUACAGAUUCUACACAUUCCUGCAAUGCUGCACAACCGUCCACUAUAGCCAGUCUCAGUUAUGGGAGCAGGGAUUGGAUAAUGUUUAACUUAAUACAAUGUUACAUUAUAUCCCAAGUCCAGUCAGGUCAAGUUAAUCACUGUUGUUCAGUCUAGGGCCCGACCGAUAAGGGGGGAUCCCAUUACUGAUUAAUCGGCCGAUAUUUUACAUUUUUUAUAAAGUUAUAAAUAUAUAUAUACUGUAGAUAUAUACUGUAGAUAUACUGUAGGCUACUGCUCUUCAUGCCGACCAGAAGACCGACUGAUCAAACUGGGACCAGAAAAACUUUUUCAACUACCCCCCCGCCGAUCGGUGCCUCCCUGUCUUAACUCGCGUUACUCAUUUCCGGUCCGGUCUCAUCUGGAGACAUGCAGCUGCCUCAGUAAGAAAAGUAGCUGGAUCACGUAAUGUGUACUGUUGUUUAUUCUACCGUUACUAGCACGGCUAACAGUGUAGCAAGGCUAAUAGCAGAUGGCUAACUCUAACUUUAGCUUGCAUAUUACAUGGUGCUUCACCAUUUACUUGGUGUGACCAAGACCAGCACAGUGGGGGACAUCGUGAAGUGGGUUGAACUGAAACUUGUUGACUUAUUGUUUAUUUUACAAGCUGGUUUAUUUACCGUUGAGGCGGACCACUCUCCUUUGCGCGUCCCUGAGCUGCCUGCUUCAGAUCCGUCACUCUGCUCGGCUGUGAGGUAGUUAGUGGAACAAGACUGUCAUGAGGUCGCUGCGCCAUCUACAAGAUAAGUCGGGGAUCUUUUCAAAUGGGGGGACAUUUUCGAAACGAUUUUAUUCUCCGCAUUUUAUUUCAGAAAAUUGUCGAGUUUUGGCCGAUUACGAUUAGUCUCUGACAGGCUUAAAUUGGCCGAUUUAAUGGCUCGCCGAUAAAUUAGUCGGGCCCUAGUUCAGUCUUUUAUCUGAUAAAGCUUUUUAAUUUAGUUGAAUUUCCAGCUAACAGGUAUUAAAAACCACACAAAGAGGACUUAUGGUGGUCAGUUUUUUGCUGUAUGCGUCAAGGUCUAAAUUUUGGCAGCAUUUUACAAAAGCAAAACAUAAAGAGGAAGAGAAAUGAAAAUAUUUCUGUACCUUUGACCGUCUUUUGGUUAAAAAAUCUCUGUCAAAUCUGGAUGCCGUUGCAGUUGUGGGACAGUCAUCCUUCUCCAGUCGAUGCAGCUGUGGUUAGUGUUCCCAAACAUUGAAGCAUCCUCCUGUCCCUUUCUUUAAUCCCAGCGUGUCAACAGCAGAUGGCUAACUAACAAGUCAGGUUCUGCUCAAGGUUUCUGCCUGUCAAAGGAAGGUUUUCCUCACUACUGUGACCUGCAAAGUACUGCAAAGUGCUCCGCUCAUUGUACAUACACUAAUGAAGGUUGAUUGAUUGAUUGAGAAGUCCUGUUUGUUAAGAAAUGCAGUACUUUAUCAUGUGAAGAUGUAUCACCUUGAAAAAUGGCACUUGAAGAAGCAAGCGACGGAUUUUCUGCCAAAGCAUCUGGAAAGUGAGAACGAGGAGAUAAUUAGCACUGCUUGAUAACAGUUUUUUUUCUCUUCAAUAGCUGGUAAUCAUGUAUUUAAAGAAAAUGUUGCAGUACUGUCUAGUAAAUAAAUGUUGCGGCAUUUUGGUUUGAUUAAAAGGACUCCUAAAUUUUGAGACAAGUGACCAGGUGAAGGGGGUGAUAUGAGCCUUGCCAUUUGGUCGCAGACACUCUUAUCACUUCACAGCUAACAUAAGCUAAAGCUAUUGGAUGAGCACAGUACCUCAUGACUGCAAGUGCUCCCUCUAAAGAGCUUGAUGACCAGUUGAAAGAAUCUUUUAAAAACCACUUUAUCAAGCAGUUUCUUUACGCUCUUUAUAAUGCUUUGCUUGAUGUCCCAAACAGGUAAUUUAUCAGUCAUUGAGAUGCCUUGAUUAUCAGCAGGUAUUAUGACAUUUUUGCAGUUUAAAACAACAGUGCUUUAAACAAAUGCUUUAAGCAAACGCUAAUUACUGUCUAGUGAGGAAAUUAUUAAACCACAAUUUGAUUACUGUAUUUAUUACUUGUUUAAAUAAGGCCUCCUAAUUUAUCUGACUCAUCUGAGGCAGUAAAUAAUCGAUGACACUCGACAGUUACUCCUCUUCAGUAUGAGAGUGGCACGUCUUUAGCCUUUAAAGUUUCGACAAGUUAAACAGGGAGAAUGGGCAGCUUGGUGAUUUAUAAUUAGAUGUGACUAGGGGUGUCCGGAUACAACUUUUUUACUCCCGAUACAAUACUGAUAUUUUAGCCUUCAGUAUCGGCCAAUACUGAUAUUGAUGUGAUAUUGGUACAAACUUGUGCAUGACUUAAACGAAAAAUACUGCCACAUGGCCAACAUCACUCCUACCCCCUUGCUACUUUGUUCGUACUUUAGUCCACACUGUGUUGUGAUCACAUGGGCUCUGCAUGCUAGAUCUGGGUGCUGCUAGCUAGAGGUGCUGGAGCAGAGUCUGGAAUGGACUGCUUUUAUCGGAGUGCUGAUAUCGGAAUGAUAUCUGAUAUCAAUAUCUGAUCAGGACACCUCGAGUGAGGACAGUUAGUAUAGCUUAUCUCUACAUAAUACAUUUUUUUCCCUCUUUUACAGAUUUAUUUACAUAAUUUUUCAUCCUAAUAUAGAUCCCUUAUUUGGUGUUGGUAAAUAUGUGGUGAAAAAAAAAGGAUCACUGUUGAAAAGGGGGAGUAAUUAAUGGCACUUAUUACUUCUGAUACAUAUUUUGACAACAUCUAGCCAUCGUAAACAAAAAAAUAACACAUGAUUUUAUGUGGUAGUAAGUUACUAUCCAUGCUUGCUUGUUUUUACACAGUCCUGGACUGAAAUGACCCAGAGACCCAGAGAAAAUUCUUGCUGUCACUAACAGGCCCUUUCCAAAAAAAAUAGGCUAAAGUUAAUUGGACCAGGAGACAAUGGCAACCUUUGUGCUCAUUAGUGGUCCACUUCAUCAUGCUGGAACAUCAGCCGUUCUGUUGGAGCAUUGAUUUGCCACUGGCUAAGGUUGAUUCCCUCAUUUGUUUCUGUGUAAACUCAGCUGAGCCCUCAUGGCAUUUGUGGCGCUCUGUGGAAACCUGAUUAGCAAGCUAAGUGAGUGUUUUUCACAUUUGCAAAGAGACAGCUUUUACGUAUCUGAAGAUGAAUUAACAAUAAAGAGUGACACAGGCAAUCUAGACUGAAGGAAACGGUCUGGAUAAAAGAAGAACAUUUCCAAAUAAUGGAAUAACUGGAGCCCUUAAAUGUAUGGUAACGUAUUUUCUCAGACACAGUUGCUCAGUCAGUUGCCCUUGCAUGAAGUUUAUUCUAUUCAUUCAAAAGUGAGAAGUGACUGAAUUCGAUUUGAGCCUUAAGUGAUUGCUACCACUGGGGACCAUUAAGCAAAUUCAAGCCAUAAUUGAGGCGACAAGUUCUGAAGCUGUCUAAUACGGCUCGAGCGCAUUAAGGCCAGCAGAGUGGUUUCUCUACAUCAAAGCAGCUCUCACAUGCCUAGAAAGACAGGGUUCAGAGUGGCGUUUGAAGAGUCAGAGCUGUUUGACAACAUAAAUUCUGCUGCAAGCGCAGUCCAGGCUAAACCAGAGCCCAUGUACAAACAAAGACUUUAUUUUUAGGCCAGUCUUCCCACUUAAAAGUGGGCUGUUUCAAUUAGUGCCUGCAAACUGCAGGCCACGUUCCACUUCCUGAACAUGGACAUAACAUGCACAAAAGAGAUGUAAUGACUCCUCAAGGGAAAUGACGAGAAUCCUGUUGCCUGUCAUCUGAUUAUUUUCCACAUUUCAUUGCUCUAGUCUCCACUAACAAACUAAAAACUACACUGAUGCUUUUCUGUUAGUCCAGUUAUUGAAGAAGUUUAAGCUUGGCAGACGUUUUAACAGUUCACAUUAAGUUAUUUACUUCCUUUACUGUCUACUUGCUUCAGACAAGACGAAAGGGACUUUUUAGAGAGUUUUUUCAUGCAGUGUUCCAAGUAUCGAUUUUCUGUCCCACAGAACCUUUAUUAUUUGCACUCCGUCUGCUGUGUGGGAGCAUGAUGGACGAACCAAUCUCACAGUCUGAAUAGCAACAAGAAUGGUAUGUGCCUGUGGUGGUAUGGAUGCAGCAGCUAUGUGUCAUGCUCUGUUUGUGGAAGAUGCUCUGCUGACAAAUAGGAGAAUCGAUUCAGGUGUUUCUGUCAUGGGGUCAGGGCUGAGUAACACAGGGACAAUGACGACCCGGUUGAAUGCUAAAAUUUGGUAAUGUGUCUCAGACAGAGGGCUAGCCAUAAGCUUGCGGACAGAGAUGUUCUCAGUAAGAUAGGAGAGUAGGUGGUUGUCAGGAGAAACAAUCGACCCACCUUGACCCAUUGUGAUGGGUUUAUUUGAAUGAAUGAAUAAAUGUGUUCUCAAUGUGUGACAGUAAUCGAGAAGGGACAAAGGCUGCUUUCACGAAGAAAGAGUGUGGCUCAGCAUGAACAAAUAGGCUCAAGAAGACUAGGGGUUUAACAUUACAGAAAGUCUUGGUUUGGGGAGUUUUUGAUACAGAUAAGGGGGAAAAACUCACACAUAGAUUUUUUUUGAUGAACUUUUACACAAUGUUUAAAGUGAGCAAGGGCAAUCCAGGCUUAGAGGCCAGCUCAGAUAGUCUUUUCCUCGAACAGUUUACUCAAAAUGUGAAUAUAAAUAUUAGAAAAAAUACAGUUAGAAAAAUGCAGAAUCUGAAUAUUACCCAAAACACCAAAUACUGACAAAUUUUCACCAUGACAAGUAAAGUUCAGAGGUUCAUUUGCCACAUAUGGGGUGAAUGUUUGUACCAAAACAAUCAUGUUACAACUCUCACGCUUCCACUUCGGGCAGUUGUCUAAAAUUAUGUGUUGCAGAAAGAAGUUUAGUUAAAAAAAUGUACAAAAGAUUGACUGAUAAAGCGAAGACACUACUGAAAUAAGUCAUCUGAUUCUGAUAUUGGAUAGAUACUGAAUCGAAACUGAUAAGAUGUGACCAAAGGCUGAUUGAUGGGGCGGAUCUACUCAUUUCAGUUCUGUGAUAUUCUUUGUUUAUAUGCACUUGUGAUCAGCCCAUUUUAUAAGUUUCUGGAUUUUGCUCAGCAGAACGUUUAUGUAGCAUCGGUGGAAGCAAACUACAGAGGCUCUGCAGUUAGGAGUUAUUUCACGCUUGUCUUCCCAGCAAUUCUGCCAGCAACUUGCAGUUUGUGCAAAAAUCGAGUUUUGAGGGAUGGCGCUAGUGUGGCAAAAUAAAACAGAAGCCAAAACAAAGUGCUGAACAUUGUCAGCUAUGUUGCAAACAUGCCAGACGCUUCCAAGUGAUGGUUUGAAAGUGCGAAAAUCUAAUGGAGAAGGUUCUUGGAGGAUUUGUAGUUCUGGAUGAGAAGCAUUUGCAGUUUGUCAACAACAAGGGUUUCUGUUCCCUGGUUUGGACACUUAGAGCCAAGGCAUAUUUUACCAUCAUGCAACAUAUUUAUCUGAUACUGCUCUGCUUGAACUGUACAAGAAAACCUGCAGAUCAUCUCAAACUGCUUUCUUGAACAUGACAAUGAGUUCUCUGUACUCCAGUGGCCUCCAGUUGAGCACCUUUGGGAUGUGGUUAAACAGGAGAUUUGGAUCAUGGAUGUAAAGCCAACAAAUUUGCAGCACCUGCAUGAUGCUUUCGUGAUAUGUGGACAAAAAUCUCAGAGGAAUAUUUCCAACAUCUUGUUGGAAGUAGGCCACAAAGAAUUAAAGGGAUAUUCCACCAUAAGUUUAAGCCAUGGUCAAAAACACCGUAACACUGAGUCAGAUCCCCCCUCGAAAGAUGAAUUUUGCUGACCGCUUACUUCUCAAGUUCCACCAACUUAAGUAAAAACCGCACGAUAGCAGUACACAGCGGCGCCGGUUUAUGUCUCCACAUGCAAACCUCAACCAAAAAGCCACUCUUAGCUGCAAAUAAUGCUCAGAAUAACACCUAACCUCAUCAACAGUGCAUAUUGGGUCCCAGCACUUGUCCCACCACACAUACAAGAGUCUUGUGUUACACCUAGUUGGUGUUACGGUGAGUUUGACCAGGGCUUAAAUUUAUGCCGAAAUCUCCUUUAAAGGCAGUUCUGAGGACAAAAAGAGGAGUCCAACCUCGUACUAGCAGUGUGUGCCUAAUAAAGUGGCCGUGCUUUUCCAGUGGAGUGAAUGUGCUUGUUUGUUCCCGUUUGGUUUGCAAAGUUAGAAGGGUGUGGUGUUGCCAAAUCAUAAUUCUCAGUCUCAUCCUCACAUUAUGUAAGAUAGAUUGAUGCCAGACCGUCAGUCUUAUUACACAGAUUCCAAGUUUGAGUUGGUCAGAUUCUUUGCAGGUCUCAGGAAAGGAACAGCCCCUGGGCUUAAACAGGGGUUGCAUUGUUUCAGGUACCUUAGAGACACUGAAAUAGGAUCAAAUGAGAAGUGAGUGAGGAGUAGAUCCUCAUGUUUGGAGGUUACUGAGAUGCCAAAACACUGUAAUACAGCAGUUUAUAAUACUGUGAGGGGAGAUUUCGGCCUAGGCUACAUUUUCCCUUUGCAUCCUGACUAUAAUGAUUGCUAGUCUUACAAAUUGGGUUUUGUUUUUAAUCUUGAAAGACUGCUUCAUGACUGACCACAGUGUGCGGCUCGCUACUUGGCAACUAUUACUUGGUUUCCAUUUGCUCUGUAUUUUAUUUAGACAGGGUUUUAAAUUUAGAAAUGAUGUACCAAGCUAUUUUUACAUGUUUUGAUAACCAGCAAGAAGGGAUUAAAACAUGCCUUAUCUUGUCUUAAAAUAAGGCACAGGGAAGGUGUGGUUUAGGGUUUUUUUAUUGGUUUAGUUGAACUAAAACAUUGUUCGGGCUCUGACAUCAACACUUUUUAUCUGAUUGCCUGGAGGUAUACGCAAGUUCUCAGAUACAGGUUCUAAACAAAAACAAAAUGUACAGACACACUAAAGACUGACAGUCUGCAGAAAAAGGGGAGUGUAGAGUGAGUCUAGAUGAUGGACAAAGCUUUCUAUUUAGAGUUACUGUUCUGUUUUCUUGACUUCUCCGCCCCUCCAGUCAUCACAGUAAAGAUUACACUCUAUAAUGUCACAGGUGAUUUAGUCGGCCCAGUCAAAGCCAUUACUCUCUUUUGUUGCUUGUAAAGUUUUAUGGAGGUUGCACCUCUGAUAUAAUUGCUGUCCUGCUUGUUUAUAUAGUCUCUUUAUUGCUCUCGUGGUGAAAGCUGUAGGACAAAUGGCUUUGUCACACUGACCACUUAUUACACAGCUUUAGAACUAAACAGGAGUGAAAAAGAGAAAACCACUAAACAAGAAACCUCAGAAAAGAUCUCCUUCGUACAUUUAUUUGUGUUUGUACUCUAUUGUUGUUUCUCUUAAUGCAAAUAACUUGUCAUGUAUGUGCAGGCAGCCUUGAUCCAAUAUAAAUGUCUGAUUUUCUUGCAUGUGCCGUCAUCAUCUUCAAAGUUAUUGUGCAAAGCUUUGUGUGCUCCUGAGAGGCUUACCAGCUCUCGGAAAUCGUGUUGGCUGUUACAGUAGACUCCCUCUGUGGACCCGCAUACAUUUUAUUGGCAGUUAAAGUGUGUUCAACGUGUGUGUGCAUGCAUUAACACAACAGUGUCAGGAAUGAUGAGCGCCGGAUCAGACAACAAGCUCUGAUAUAUAGCACAUGUUCAGGAGGGGAGGUAAAAAGACGGAGGGUAGAAACGCAAACCUAUAAUCAAACAAACUGCUAGAUGCCAAGAUAGAUGAAAUAUUGGAAAAUUUAAGGAUCUGAUUUUGACCUUUACCAAGCAAUUAUGAGAACCAGUCCCUGGAGACACAGAUUGAGCUUUCAAAUGAGAGCCCUUCGUCAUUCAGCAGGGCUGCCUAGCAACCAGGUAGCGCUUCAGCGAGCAAGAUGAGCCGAGCAAGGAGCAAGGAGGGAGCAAGGCUUUGAAUAGUCAGAUUGAGAAAUCUCAGGAAUCAGUUGUCUUUGGAGUUGAAAUCAGUUAAGGUAAUGUAAACGGAGUGGCUCAUUUAGAGAAAGAGAAGAGCUCAAGGAGUAUUUCUAGAAAUGGGAAAACAUGUCUCCUGUAACUCCAGAAAUUUCUGAUAAUAUGAUUUUUAUUACACUUUCUGUACAUAAUGUUCAACAAUUUCAUACAAGCAGAAAAAAGGGUGUAAAAAAGAGGGGGGGGGGGGGGCAGUUUAAAAAUGGAGAGAAACCAAAAACUGUAUAUAGAAUAGAUGACGUCUGCCUCCUUGUUGGGUGAAGCCACAGUGAGAACAGCACCCUCUGUUGACAGGCUGCAGUAUAGGUUACAAAUCCCGCCUCCUCCAGCAAUCCCAAUGGAGCUGUCAACAAACUUUAUAAAUUAUUUACACUGAAUCUAAAUUUUUCUCCCCCCUGCUUGCGAUGUUGACAUAUAUUUACUAUAAGACAGGUUUGUGCUCAAGUCCACUUUUUUCUGUACAGCUCCAUUUUUAAAAGUUAUUAGGGGGUUCAGGUUUUCUAUGAUUGACACUUGAUACAGCCUAUGGGCGUGAAGAUUGCAUAGCUCACCCGAGGGAUACGCUGCCAAAUGCGUACUAUUCUACUGUGCAAUGUUGGUUUCAGGAAGUGGAGACAAUCCCUGAAAUGCCGAGAGGAAUUAGGCUUCAAAUUUGUAUAAUGACAGAAGGUGGAGCCAAGUUGUCCAUAGUAUAUACAGUCUAGGAGAGAAACUGAUGGACUUGUGGAGGAAAAUGUGGGAUUGUGUCUCUUGAUUAGAAUAUAGUUUGUAGUAAUUAGAGUUUUUAAAGUGUUGGAUUUAAGUGUUAGAUACAAAGCAGAAACCCAGACCAAAUGUGAUCUUCAUUCAGUCUCUUCACAGAACCAAUGUCUCUCACCGGCUAUGGAAAGUAUUCAAAGCCCCUUUAAAUUUUUCACUCUUUGUUCAUUUGCAGCUAUUUGCUGAAAUCAUUGAAGGUAAUUUUUUUCCUCAUCAAUGUACGCACAGCAGCCCAUUUUGUCAGAACAACACAGAAUUGUAGACAUCUUUGCAGAUUUAUAAAAGGACAAAAACUGAAAGUGUCUGAAAUUCUGUAUUUUUCUGUCAAAAUGGGCUGCUGGGUGUCCAAUGGAGAAAAAAAAAUUAACUUUAAUGAUCGUAGCAAAUGGCUGCAAAUGAACAAAGAGUGGAAAUUUUAUCCCCACAGUGUGUCUAUUAAAAUCAAUGUUCUUAAGUAGAGGGGCAAUUUUUACUUUCAGGACACAGUGGGUUGUGUGUUUGCAAACCAGCAAGACAAAAUCAAAGCAGCAGCAAAAUGAGAUCCUCACAAAAACAGACAUUUUGAGUCUGUCUAGUUCACCAAUUUGAGGAAACUUCAAAACAACAACAACAAAAAACUUUUAAGUGGAGUUUAAAACAACUUAAAAGUGUCUUUUUUUUUAUAUAAUGCACUUCUUCCUAUGCAACAAACAGAAAUAGUCGAGCAGUCUUUGUCAGCUUAACCACUUGUUACCCAUCAUGAACUACUCAUUAAAUAGCCACACUGAUUUCUUACACCUGAUGCACUGGUAGACACAGAACAAUCCACAAACCAUAAUAAUUGUGUUAUUCUCCACAGCAUAAUUCAUUUUCAGCAUCCCCAAAAGGCUCUUUGUCUCUGCGGCCGCAUGCAUUUUAAGGCUAUGAAAGAACAAUUUGGACUGUUACCAACAAAGCUGCCUUUCAGAUCACAAUCACAAAGUGAACCAUAAGCCACAAAGUGCUUCAACACAACCUUUUCUAUUAUGAUUGUGGGUUUAAGGGUCUGCUGGGUACUUCUGAAAUGCUCAAAAUUCUCUCCUUAAUAUACCAGCAGUCAUGGGAGGAGAAUAAUUGGCUGUGCAGAGAUGUAUCCAGUAAUAACUAUUUGUUGUGCGUCAGCAAAGCCUGCCUCAUUAGAUCAUUUAAUUAGUCUUGACUAAAAGUUACCCUGGACAACAAGCAUUUGACAUCUGGCAUUUAGAGCUACCUGGGAGCCCACAAAACCACCGCAGCCUUCAUUUUCCCUGACAUCACCCUGGAAGAGGUGUGCAUGCAGAAACACGUACAGCAAAAUUAACACUCAGUUUUAAGCUUGGUGUGCUGCAUAUGUAGUUUAAUGGUUAAAAAUGUCUUUAUUUUUGGAUGGAUUGUAAAACCCGAGAUCUUUUGCGGCUCAUUUGACGUUUUAAUACGUCAACAAAGCUCACCCUUUGUUUCUGUGUUUGCUGCCUAAGAUCCAUUUUAAUUAUAACUCAUCACACAUUAAAAUCAAAGUGGCGGUGCAAUGAUAUGCUGCUGCUGCAGAGAUGAGCAAAUCAAUAACAAGCCUCGCUGUUAGUCACUGCUUAAACAACAAAAACAAUAAUUAUACAGAAGUCAUAAUAACAACCGUUUGGCUGUUUGUCACAGCAGUGUGUGACAUUACCACAGUGACAGAGCUUUGAAGCUUUAAGCCAGCUUGUUAGUGAGUAUGUCUGAAGGCAGGACCUCAUUCUGGUCUGUUUCUCCCCAUGUGGGCUGGAUCCCCGCUGAGCUCCUAUGGUUUAGCUCCUUGGAGGAGAUCAUUUCAUCUCCCAGCUGCACGUGUGCACCAAGUGUCAGCUCUGCUUAACUUCACCGCAUCUUCAUUGCUUCAGCGUGGGCUUCACAGUGAGCCUGCCAUGUCAAGAUGGCUCCAGAGACAGAAACGGCGUAUAAUCACUGGCAGGUCUCAGUGGCUUCAUACUGGAACCCCCCCCAACCCUGGUCGCACAUGUGCUGUGUUACACGAUAAAAAUAAACCACCUGUUUAUGUUCCCAUCAUUAAAUCAUACAUUGUUACUCUGCUUGGUCAAACUGCUGGCCUGUGCGACCUUUCCUCUCUGUGUUUUGAUUGUGAGAUUACUCCUCCCUUUAACAAUAAUUUACCGGAAAAGACAUUUGAAGACCAAAUCUUUUGUCUGAUAAAGAAAACAAAUUUCAUUAAAAGCAGGAGACACAUUGAAUAAAUCAAGUCUUGCCGUAGUUUCUGAAAUUAGAAUAAUUUUUUAAUGUCAGAUAGUCUAAUUCAAUAUAUGAACUAUAUAUAAAAAUUCUGGCAUUAAAACACUUCAUGAAAUAAAUUUGUAGCCUCUUGGCUGGAUGACAGCUCUGCUAAUGGAUUCACUCCAUUUUCCAUCACGCACUUUAAAGAAUCUUUAUGUGCAUAUAUUAUCAUCUUAGGCCCUGCAUCGCCAGGCUCUUUGACAGUUUGACAGUUGUGUAACUUUCUUUUUGCGUUACUGUUUUCUUAAAGAAGGCAUCAUUACCUCAUCUCAGUCGCUGGUUAACCUCUCUCCUCUAUGCUUUUUGCUCUGGUCUCUAAGUCUCUUCCUCUCUUAUCCUCUGCGGCAGUGAUGUCUGGCCACAGUCACGAAGGGCACACUCACUUCACAGACAAGUGGUGCUGUCCACAGUGAGAGCGUUUAAUUUAUAGACGGUAAAUAUAAGACAAUCCCACUUGCUCAGAUGUCUCUCAAGAAAAACAAUACCGCUAAAAAAAACAACUGGUCAGUACAGGAAGUUUGAAUAGCUGUUUUUGUUGUUGUUGUAUUUUAAAGUAAUUGACAUAGUCUAGGCACUUCUCCUUGAAUAGAAAGUGCUCUUGUUAUCGGCUCAUAAAGAAUAAGGCUUUUAGGGGACAGUGGCGAUUUCCAGAUAACUGGGAGUCUUAAUAUUUUAAGACUGGUGAUUUUUUUCUACUUCCAUCCACUGCAAGUUUACAAGUGUUCCUUUGCACUCAGUAGGAGAUGGGCAAUGAGUUCUGAAUAUUUGAAUAGUCUUUAAAUGUAUAAUCAAAUUGUUAAUGCAACGAUGGUUUUGUUUUUAACAAAAGGAAAAAAAAGGGCUUUUAUCAGCACCUGGAAAUAACGCAAUAACACUAAAUGACGCGCCAGUUAAUGCCCCAAGUCAUACAAACCACAGAAACAUGUAGGGACUUGCACAUGCAUCAAAAAAUUCUGUGGGGAGCUCCUUUGAAAAAAUAAACGGAAAUGAAUUGCAGUACGAACUCUGCAAGGUUAAACUAGCAUAUCACAUCUCGAUACUUUGCAGCCAUUUGAGAGUGUGGCAUGCAGCAGAAAGAGGGGCGCUGUCCGCAGAUCAACGAUCAAUGGCAAGCUUCGUCACCCAAUGAAGUUUGAUGAUAGACGCACAGAGCAAAUAAUGAUCUUUGAAUAAUUUUUGAAUAGUUACCAGUGAUUAUCGAAUAGCACUUUUGCUUGAAAUGCCCAUCCCUUUCUUUUGGAAAAGGCAAAGAUUUACCCGGGAUUUCCUCCGCAUCCAGAACGGCGGCUAUUUUCACCGUACGCCAAUUCCUAUUGGACCGUUUGUGAGGCAAAUUUCAUGGUGGAUUACGGACAGCAGGAAUCGUGAGAACUCACAAGAACCCGCAGAUUCACGUGCAAUCGCGCGAUAACGAAGCCGAUGGAAAUCGACACAUUAACUUGAAUGGUUACGAUCAGCUACGAUCGUGGAUACUGCCUUUUCGUAGCUGUUGGUAAUGCGGUGGAAAUUGCUGGUAACACAACAGUGCAAAAGCCAGCGUACAGAAAAAAUGUAUCACAACUCUUUAUAUUUGUGGUGUGAAGAGGAGACAUGGCCGAUGCCGCACUGAAUAUCUUGGUUGAUACAAAAAUGUAUCAUCUCAGAUUAAAGUGCUGCUUAGGUUUUUCAUCAGGUUUUCACUCUUACAGCCUCACUUAAACAGAUUUAGUAGAAAUAUUUCAGGACUGUGAAGAUGACCACUGUUUUGUAUUUAGGACUCCCUGAAGGAUGUUCAGAAACCACGCAAGACACAGUCUUACGUAAUCACUCUGGAGGAGGUCGACCAGCCGGGAGGGGAAUGUCCCUCACUGUGCAAUGAUGUAAUAACCAAAUAUUAGUCAGGGAAAUUCCAAAUCCCAGGCAUCAUUAGGAGUGGUUCAUUCUGUGGUGAGUGUUCCCAAAAGGUUUAACAGUAUUAAUGUGUUUGACUCGGCACAAUAAUCCAUUGACAGUCAUUGAGAAUCCUCAGUCGGGCUGUAUGCACAUUUUCCAGGGUUGCAUUGGUGGUCUGUUUUGACUCGAGACAGGAAUUCUCAGUUGCCUUUUGUUCAUCACCAGCUGUUCGUGUUCAUCUGUUCUCUCAGCCAUUUUACCAUAACUGAAACUUCAAAGUUAUUUCCAGUGGAUGCAGAGCAAGUCUCUGUCUGGCAGGGAAACCAUUAUUUCAUGAUUUUUUUAUUUUUUCAGAGAAUAAUCUUCACAGCUCGAAAAUGAGAAGCAGAGCCACAUUUUGUCUGACAGUGUUCAUCUUGCCGUGACAUAAAUGAGUCAAAGCUAUAUUUUCUGCUGGUGUUGUUCUUCGUGUUGUCUUGUUCUAUUCUUGUUGGUAAAUGAAUUUUCAGGGACAUCUUUUAACAACAUAUUAGCAAUGUACCAUGAUGCACCAACACAGCAAGUAUCAGGGUAUCAAAACCAACACCCCAGGUGGCAACAUGUUAUAAAAGCCUUGCUGUGCUUUAAUUUAAUGCUCUUAGCAGUGCUUAGUUGGAGCUGUAAUGACUUUGUUGAAGCUAUAAUGAGGUCCCAGCCCUCCCUUGCUGUCUUAAUCAGCUCUUAAUGCACACCAGUACACAGUAAAAGCCUUUCAUCAGUGCACCUUUUUUAUCUCGUGUAGUUCCUCUCUGUAAUUUUGUCCUGUUUUGAUUUUGCGGUUUUGAUAAAAUGCAUGGGAUUCUUGGAACCGACCUGCACUGCAGUGUCAUAAGCAAACUGGUCAACGGAAAGAGCAGCUCUGGAGUUACAGCAGAGAAUGUUGUUUUUUUCACAAGCUUAGGGCAGUGAGAGCAGCAUGGCUUGAGAAAAAGAAAAUAGUGAGACUUUUAUCUGCUCCAUGGGUCUUAGAAAUGGGCAUGCAGGGAUGUAACAAAACCCUGGAUCCUCUUUGCAGCUCUUUGUUCAUAAGCAUAAAGAACCUAAGGCUCAUGGUCGAGGACAGACCUUGAAUGUAAAAAUAUAGUAAAGGUAAACCAUGCCUCUUUAACGCUGCCCUAUCGACAGUUCCUGUGCUGCAAACCACAUCAAUCUGUCUAAAGACAAAUCUUGUAGGCAUUUCCUGGAGGCGGUGGAACUGAAUCAUUCUAUCACUGUCGAGUAGCUAUCUGAGGUUGUUGUGGAAAUGCCAAAGACUUCACUUCAAUAAGGAGCCUUACAGUAAUGCAUCUUGUCUUGCUUGAAGACAUAGGUAUUGAGGCUGGUUUGUUUCAAGGAAAACUCAAGCAUUAAUCUUCCCCAUCAACUGAAUUUAGUCAUACUUUAUCUUUAACAGCUCAGGUGUCCUCCGGUCUACUUUUGAUUUGCCAGUUGACCAAGAAAAGUCAACACUUACUUUCAAGAAGUCAGUGGUUCAUAAUAGACUGUAAAACUGAAAGACAUGGCACAUCUGUGUACUAAACUGUUCCUCUGUUGCUUUUAUAGCUGCCUAGAGACUGAGCUAUUCCCAGACAGCUCAUUCAAGGGUGCAGGCUUGUCCUCUAACACUCUUUAGCAUGCAUAGCCCUGUGACUUAGUCAAACACCCAUGAGCUUGUUGAGCUUAUCUCAUUAAGUUUUACAGACUAAACUGCUAUUCAUAAACUUUGUUUAGGUUUUAUUUGCACAAAGACCCUACAGCUACACAAUACAGGUAUUCAUGGUUUGAUAUGUACCACAGUAGGGCUGGGCGAUAUGGCCUCAAAUCAAUAUCACAAUGUAUUGAGCAGUUCACCUUGAUAAUGAUAAAUGGACGAUUUAUGCUGCUCACCCCCUCCCAGAUUAACUUCAGUCGCCGCUGCAGCUGCUACAACUUUUGAACCGUCCUCCAUCUCCUCACCUGUCUUUCCCUCUUUGUUACUGACUGAAUGGGGCGGAGUCACGUCUCAGACGUAGGACAGUGUCUUAAAAGGACAUGAGACCAGCCUACCUACACACAUCCAAAAAAAACUUUUAUUUAUGUAUUUUUUUGACAUCGAAUAUAUUGACACGGGCAAAAUGACUUUGGUUAUUGUUGCAAACUUUGGUAUCGGUAAAUUUUGGGUUUAUUGCCCAGCCCUAUACCAUAGCUUUGACAACACAGGUUGGUACUUUUUUUUCUGUACACCAAGGGAGCAGUGAAAAAUUACAGUUUGAUUGUUCAGUUUUUAAAUGGGUUUGAAAUCUCGAGACAGCAGACAUCAACCUGCAAUGUUAAAAAAUGAAGCCGUGGGCAGUGCAAAAACUGCAGUUCCCCAUGUGUUGGAAAGAGCAGAAACACUUGUGUAAAAAUAUCUUCACAGCCAUGUUCAAAACAUACUUGCAGCACACAUAGAGUAGUCAACCCAUUUCCAGUAGCUUUAGCCCGUCUCGCACCAAUUCCAUUCCUGACUUGUAUGUCAUCCCAGACUCUCUCCCCACAUUUCCUGUCUCUUUCCCAAGCUGUCGUAUCAAACAAGAGCCCCCUCUGCUCAAACCCUAUACAUUUCCUGGACAGCUCCAGAGGAAAGGGUGUACCAACCAAAGCUGUCGUAACUGUUGAUAGAAAAACAUGUACUGUUCUGUAUAGUUUCCUUAUGGUGCACCAGCCCAAAACACAAACUAGUAGUAUUCAACAAACAUAUAAACAUCUGGAACUCAUUCAAUUUGUUGGAUGUUAUUCUGUGAAAUCAUAGCAGAUUGUUUCUCCUGUCCUUAGUGUGUGUGCUAAAGGAUUCCUUGGGGUAAUUAGAAAUCCAUACCGCCAACGACUAACCAUGAAGAGGUGUACAUUUGUUUACGCCAGCAGAUAAUUCUGAGUGGGUACAGGAGACAGACAUUUCAUUGAGGAUCAUCUGCUCAUGUGUGUUUCUAGUCUGUUGAUCAGAGACAUUUUGUGCGUCAUCUUGUCUUGUCGCUAUAUGAUGCUGCUACAUAUCUCAGAUGAGGGGAUUUAGAGGCUAUACUGCAACUCAUUUCUCAUGUUAUUUAUGGAAAGAGGAGGAGAUGAACAGGCUGUGGAGCCUGCACUCUUCUUAUUUUGAGUAACACAUUUGUUCACAGUUGCUCCUAGACACCCACACACUGCUUUCUUCUUACAAUACAUUUAUUUAUUUCUUACAGGACAUCUUUUUUAGUCACCAGCCAGAGAUUUCUCAAGGACUUCACACCUUUCCUACACAAUCUCCCUCCAAUGUUUAGCAGCUUUUCAUUUACACAGCACAUGUUCUGUGACAAAACCCUGGCAAAGGAACACAGACAGUGCUGUUUACUUUGCAUAUUGCUGGUAUGGGUUUCCAGUUUAUUCUUUAUUCCAGGUAGACAAACCUGGCCCUUCUCCAAUCACUGAGUGAUUUCACAUCCUCCUCUGUGAUAAGACUCUCAUUCCCUGUUUAUCCCACAAGCCGGUUCAUGUACUGAUGCGCUGCAAAGAUACGCUCAAUCACAGAAAAGUAAGAUACCCUAUAUCUUCAGACUGUAUCAGUAACAGGUUUUGCAGCAUACAUCAGUGGAACACCUGCCAGCCUCUUUUUUUUAAAUCCUCCAAGCUAUUUUAUGGCUCACAUCACAAUAUCACACAUGAAAUGUUUUCAGCUGAUCUGGGGAUAUACCUUUCUUCGCCACAUGGGAUUGAGUGUCUGUUGAUGUUCCCUGAAUCAGGACAUGAACCACUCUCACUUUGCCAGAGUGGUUCGUUCAAGCAUCUGUGCUCUAUUUUAGUCAACAAUUUAACUUAGCAUAUCUUUGAAUAUAAAAACAUAAAAUACUCAAAUAAAUGCUAAAUAAAUUAGACUUGCUCUAUGGUGGAUUGCACAUGCUAACUGUGGUAGCUGUGAGGAAGAGCAGAGCAAGAUUAGAGGGGAACUGAAAUGUCAACAGAUUAAAUGCUUUGUAUUUUAAACUUAAACUGUUGUAGCUAGCUCCAGCGUUCAUGGAUGCAUGUAAAGCAGUUGUCAGGCUGUUUAUCAGGUGAUUUGUCCAAAAUGGGUCAAACAAAGUAAUCUGUCAAUUACUAAUGUAUUUACACCUAAUACACAUCUACACACUUUGGUCAUUGUGUGUAUCGUGUUUGUAGUUAAAAGACAUGUACAAUGAGCUUAAUAGAACGGAAGACGACAACAGUCACUUUUUUUGCACUGUUAUCUUCUUAUGACGACUUAUCUCGUUAUCUCGAUAUAACAAAGUUUGUUUUCUUUUUAUAACGAUUUUUUUCAUUAUCUUGACAUAACAAAGAUCGUUUCCUCAUGAUAACGGCAAUUUUAGACAACAUUAAGCAGUAUCUUUUGAGAAAUGCCCUCCAGAUUGAGAUAUUUCUAAAAUGCUGCAGCCAGUGUUGUCAACAGCAAGCCGUUUUUUUUAUUGAAAACGCUGACAGUAUGCUCCACUUUGGGCAUUACACUUUCAACGUGGGAACAUUUAACUACCAUCGGACAACAACAUAAUUAAUAAAUGUGUUAUCAUGAGAAAACAAUCUUUGAUAUGUCGAGAUAAGGAACAUGAAAUAAUUUAUUAUUACAAAAUAAACAAUCUUCAUGUCGAGAGAAAAAGAAAAAUCCAUGGCCGUUCUCGUCUUCAGUAUAAAAGACUGUUAAGUUGUUCUUGAAGUUUUCAGUGCCAAUGAUUGGACACUCAUUAGGAAAGCAUGUCUUCACUGCAGUUGACAUAAUACACACCAGGAGUCUUUUCAUUAAUCCACCCGCGACAGAACCGAGGACACCAACAGAGUCACUGGUGGCUGGCUCUCAGCAAAGACCUCAUCAUCAAAGGUGGUCCAAUCAUGAAAGGUGUUGUCAUUGAUGAUGAGGCAAUUGCUGAUUGCCAGGCAACUCGGUAGACAUCAAAAUGGCAAGUCAGGGAGCACCAGGAGGGGGGAUUCAGACAUCAUGCAUGUUUUUUCAAGCAUGGGGGAGAAAACAGCUCUGCCAGUGAGGUGUGUCCAGCCUACUGGUUUAUUGCAGACUGUUGGGGUUCAGAUCACAUCUCAAAGGAGCUUUGGUUUGACAUCAUUGAAGGGGACAUGAGGAGGCCCAGUGAUGGAUGCAGCAGGUUUUUGGUGAAUGGAAAAGCUCUUGCGGCAGGUUUUUUUUUACUAAUGGGGAAAAGAAUGAAGGAAGGCAACAGGCUAAGAAUGAAAUGUUCCAGCUCUGAUAAGAAACCUAUAUAUUUUCUGUUUAAACUCUCAUCUGAAAUGAAAGCUUUGGGCUGGUUGAUCUAACACCUCUCUUUUCAAACACUGAAACUAGAACUGUUUGAUGGCAUGUCUGCUCUUCAUAGAAAAAUCUGAUCCCAAAGAAAAUAAGACUUUACUGUUUCUUUGGCCCCAUUUUUCUCUACAAUACUUAUGAGAUGUAGGGGUUUAUAACUGGGAGUUAUUUCAAGAAUACUGUGAUAUAUUCCUCAGCAAUAAUACUGUUAUGAAAAAAUAAUGAUAUUUCAACUGAUUCAGUGUAAAAACAAAAAAUAAAUAGGGGGUACUGCCAAAAUAUGUGUUUCAUAAAACUCCACAGUUGGCAUUUUAGAGAAGCUUUUAUGCAGCAAUUAUGUUUAUAGCAGUAUUAUGUAAAAAAUAAAAAUGCAAAACAGAAAUUGUGGGACCUCUGUUUUUUCCAUCCAGGUUGCCCUCUAUAACAGCCAUCCUCAAAUUCCCUUAGUGAAUUAUUAGAAACCCUGCAUGAGAGUUCCCCGUCUCCUUUCCCUUUUCUUCAGUGGUGUCUGCCCUCUUCCUGCUGGUGGUGUCAGAAAAAGGAAAAGUCCAGACACUCGUUCACUGAGUGGGAGUCCAGCUGGAAUGUUUGACAACAGAAGACUGAACACAUGCUGUGUAACCUUCACUGACCUCUGAAAUCCCAUGUAUGCAUGCCAAUGCAAGGGAGUGCCUUCAAGCCAAGGCUGCCCAUAUGUAUGCAGACUGAAAAGUGCUUGGAUAAGCUCGCGUUCUUGUUCCCAGCUGUCUGUGCUUUCGGUCCAAAUUAUAGUUAGAUUAGAUUAGGUUAGAUUGGAUAGAACUUUAUUGAUCAUUUUGGGAAGGUUCCCUCAGAGAAAUUAGAAAUGGAUGUACACUGUACAUUAGGUACAUUGUACAAGUUUGAUUUAUAAACUUCAUAAGUUAACUUAAAUAAUGUCUCUUUUUGUCAUAUCAUUUCUCUUUUGGGGCCAAAGGGAUACUAAGCUAUCUCUAUAAAUAUUUGUGUUAAAACAAAUAUUUUUAAAGUUCAGUUUUCCCUGUGGACUCACUAUAACUAAGACAUGUUAACCUGGUGUAUCUGUGCACACACACGUCUGUGUACCUCUUUCCCAUUAGUUGAGCCACAUUUGAGGUUACAUUAUUGAGUGGAUGAUGAUGAUGAUCUCAGCUUUUGCUUGUCCCCAUUGACUUAACAGGUCUUAUUCAUUAACAGUGAUCAAUAGGACCACCGCUGUGUGUCCUGUUAUCACAGCUGGCACAGGGGCAGGCAGAUAAUACAAAUGAACGGCUUGUAAAUGUUUGUCAGUUAGUUAUUGUUGCUGUAGUACAUUUGAGAUAAUGUUUGUUUAAAUGUCUACACCAGGAAUGUGAACUGUUGAUAAUGAUGUGCGUGUUCAUUCAGCAGAUGAAACCCUAAAUAUCCAUGUUGUUCACGGCAUAAAAACUAAUAUUAGAGGGAUGCAAGUUUAAUUGUAAGUUUAAAAAAAGAUCUCAGAAGGAUAAGCAGAGUAUUUUUCCCACAUUUCUUCGCUUAUGAAGUUCCUGGAAUCAAACAAAGACGGCUGGCUGUGCAGCAGUGUAGUUUGAGUCUUUUUUUAAUCAUAGCAGCAUGUGGAGAUUAGAAACGAGUCAUGCUGACAGCUUAAAACGAGAAAGAAGGAAAGAAAUUAGAUUAUUUGAAAACUGCUGAAAGAAUUAACCCCACUGAGCAAUAAUUAUUUCAAAUAAGAAAUAAAACUAUUUAUAGAUUAUAUAAUAGCUAAUGUUAAGUCAUACUGUUGUUUUCACACGCACAAAAAAAUCUUUGGCUUUGUGAAUCUCAUGUGAAUGUCAUGUCAUCAUGUCAUUUCUAGUCUUGACUAAGAGGAAGAUUUCAUGAGUUUCCUGGAGCUUUGUUGUGUAAUUAUUUUGCAUUGUCCUCAAGAGGAUUAUUGGUAGAUUAGUAGAUGCAGGUCCUACCUCUGCUGUAGAGAGGUGUCCUCAUUAGAGUGACAGAGGAAGAGCUUCAGUAAUGUAUCAUGUAGGGCUGGGCGAUAUGGCCUCAGAUCAAUAUUACGAUAUAUUGAGCAGCUCAUCUCGAUAACGAUAAAUGGAUGAUAACUACUCCAUCAGCUGCUCACCCCCUCCUGCAUUAACUUAACGCUACAACUUUUGAACCGUCCUCCAUCUCCUCACCUGUCUUUCCCUCUUUGUUACGGACUGGAUGGGGUGGAGUCACGUCUCUGAUGUAGGACAGCAUCUUAAAGGGACAUGAGACCAUAGCCUACCUACACACAUCCAAAACCAGCUUUUAGUUAUUCAUUAUUUUUGACACCGAUUAUAUUGACAUGGGAAAAAAGACGUUAGUUAUUGUCGUAAAUGUUGGUAACUGUAAAUUUUCGUUUUAUCGACCAGCCCUAAUAUCUUGCAUAAAUGGUGUUAUUUAUAACUCACACACCAAAUGCCAGCCUAACUCUCUCUUUACAUCUUUCUCAGGUGUUUCCACCAUGGCAUCCAAACCUCACCCUCCUCUUAUGAAGAAGCACAGUCAGACAGACCUGAUCAGCCGCCUGAAGAGCCGGAAGAUCCUUGGAGUCGGCGGCGAGGAUGACGAUGGCGAGGUGCACCGCUCAAAGGUUAGAUGCUAAACAUUUAGGGGAGAGUGAAAAAAUCAAUAGAGCAUAGUAUCACGAUAUUUUGUCUGGUGAUAUAUUGUAUUGUCUCAUUUACCAAGUAUCGAUUCUUUAAAUUAGUUGCUAAUAUGAAGUCAAAUUUUUGAUGACAGAGGUGACAUCCUAGAGCAGUAGAAAGUCAGUACAACAAAUAUAUAUUUAAGGUUUGCAGGAUGUGCUACAUGAAAAUAAAAUACAGCAUAAAUAAGACAAAAAUAAAGGAAAGCCAAAUGCUAAAUUUGCUAAACAGUUGAAAAAAUUGUACAAAUCGCAAUACUCACUGUAUUGCAAAAUGUUAAAAAUCACAAUGAUAUCGUAUCGUGAGGCCACUGGUGAUUCCUUCCCUCACUAAACAUGAUUAUUUUACUCCUGUCUUCUGAAUUCAGUCAGGUAAUGAUGCAGACAAUACAGUCCUGUAGCUGGGGCAUCAGUAGAAGAGAAAAAAAAAACAAAAGAAGUGAAGCAGUUAUCAGUAAAAUAGAUGGUGUUGCAGUGAGACAUGGGCAGACAUAGUAUUUAACCGGCGAUGUAUUAAUUCACCCCUGUGAAGAGAUAUGGAUUCCUUUUAAACGCCACAAUGGGCCGCUAAUUAGCUCAUCACUCUCCUGGCGUUGUGUUGUGUAUUUGCUCCUUCUGCAUCAGUGAAUCUAGAUCACACAAUCUCAUGAGCGACCAAACUCCACCGAGAUGUGACUCGCUCCCCUGGGAGAGCGAGCGAGAGAGACCCCCCGCCUCCUGCGUCCCCUUUAUUCUCUUCCUGCCUCACAUUUAUCUACACAUACAUACAGACACCAGUGAACAAGGAUAUGUACACCAAAAACAUGACAGCACACUGGCUUACUCAUGCCAGGAAAAACACUUCUCAGAUUCGUGCUUGUUGAUGCAAAGUUUCAGGCUGGCAAUAAAUAAUUCCUUCUCCCUUUUUCAGACAGCUUAAAUGACUUUUAUCCCCCUUUAUCAGAUUGCUGUAGAAUAAUCAUAGGCAGAGCACACUGUUCCUCACUGAAAUAUUAAUCAGGCUUGUGUGUGGGAGAAGGGAACAGAACAGAAGGGAGCGGGCAUACGGUGGUGGCUGAUAGUUUGCGAUGAAAUGUCGGCCCCUUUUUCUCAGCCCUCCUCAGUGUUUGUUCUCUCUCCCGGUGUUUUAGCGAGGAGCCUAACCCAGACAUCUGCCACUCUGUCCCUUUGAAUAAGCGUAAUCAAGGAUGCCUCAGAACAAGAAACCCUUGAUUCAUUCCCAUGCCAGCUAAUAAAAUUAAUUGAAUUCUGAUUAGAGGCUUGUUGAAAUGACUGAGUAGUGGUUCAGCUACAUGUACGUUAAAGGAGCAGUGCUAUUUCAUCAAGCAUGUACAUAUGCGAUAGAGGCCUUGGUAUGUUGGCCUUGCUUUUGUACCAUGUUGAUGCAGUCAGAUAGAGCUAAAGCUAUGUAGCAGCUGUAUUCAUAUUGAGUAAAAUAGAGACAACAGCCUUUGAAGUUUGGGUGAUAGUAGGCCUGGGUGAUUUGGCAAAAAAAAAGAUCACGAUAUAUUUUGUCAUAUCGUCUGAUCUCGAUUAUUAUCACGAUUUUCUUUAACUGCCUGUUUUAAAGCAUUUGUACUUAAAACUAUGAAACUAGAGAUUAGUUCAACAUACAAAGUAAAUAACAAAGCAAAUUGGAUAAUAUAAACUUGGAAAAAUAUAAAAAAACAAAUGUAGAUAAAUACGAGACAAUACAGUGAAUCAGAGAUAAUGAAGACGCCUUAAAAUGUAAACAUUAGAUUAUGUAAACGUAAAUGAUAUGAUUAAUCGCUGCCAAGGUCUGGUGGCUGCACCACUAGUUGUGGCUAAACUGCUAAUGCUACUCGUGCUGUCAGCAGUGGCAGGCUGUACAGACUUCACUCACAUUGUCAUGCGUUUCUCAUAAUCAUUGGGUAGGUCCUUCUUCAAAUGAUUAAACAGAUUUGUUGUGUUGCCGGUUUUUGAUGAUACCGAUCGCUGACAUACCUUGCUCAUCGGCUUUAUUUCCCGACGUGUCUUUGGAGAUACAUCGCAACACAACCGAUGUUGAAUAACUGAAUAACAACAUCUUCGGAGAAUGACUCAAAGUCACUGCUGACAACAAUCUUGCUGCCCUCAGCUCCGCGUUUAGCUCCAUGUUUGGUCAUUCGGUUUACUUCUCCUGUUUGUGUGAGCAGGAAAAGCUCGACUCUGAUUGGCUGUUGUGACGCACAUUUCCUCUAUGUUUGAUCGAGUAAAUAUGAUCGUCGAUCACGAACAUAUAAUCGCCCAGUCCUAGGUGAUAGACUGGUAUAAAACCACAGAGUUAUUCCUAAUUUGGACUCUUUAAUAUCCGCUUAUUUACCAAACCUGAUACUGUUAUCACAAUAUCAAACUACAAGAUCACACAAUGCUUACCAAUGUUUUUUUUUAGACCCUGCAGUACGUGCUGUUUUAAAUUGCAGGCUGCCCUAUUUAACCAUGGCAUUGACUCUAAUUUAGAAAUUAAGUGUUGCCUUAACAAUCCAAUUGUUUCGUUCUCUUCUGCUGCAUUGUGCUGUUAGCCUUGAGUCGCUCUUCCACAAGUGUUUGUGGUGAAGAGACUCAUGGGAUCUUCCUGUAAGGUUAGCUGCACAGCACGGGUCGUUUUGGAAGAGGGGGGCAGUUGGCUUUAUCCCUGUGGUCGCUGUAGACAAUGAAGGGAAGUGCUCCUGUGGUCUGUGGACUGUCGCUUCCUACUUUUUUUUGACUGCCUGCAGAUAAGAAUACUGCUCCUAUUAAUUAUACCCAGUAAGAGAAAAGCUUUUUGCUCGUGCUGCAGCCAUAUGUGAGUGCUACAGCGCCAGGAGGUAUUGACUUAUCAGCUCCUUUGACUUGAUGGUUCACUGCUUUAGUGCUAAGGUCAUAUUGCAACAACCGUGCUCUGGCAGCAUGAGUCUGAGGCUUCAUAAACCGAGGCAAACCAUAAUGUGCUGUGGUGGAUACAUCUGUAUGAGACAUUCACCUCAUCUGCUUGUGUGGCUGCAAAAAGCUCACAUCGUCCAUAAAUAAACAUGAGACAGGAAACUAAUUGACUAAAAUUUGAGGUCGCUACCUCUCCUGAAUAUUUUUUCAUACUCCCUGGCGGAGAAGUCGACCUUUGUUUACUGACUGUGGCUGACUGGGUGACUGAUGACAAAACCAGGCGGUAGCAGCUGGUAUUCUGAGUCCCUCACAAACAACGCUGUGUGUUUCUUUCUUUUCCUGUUUCUCUCCUCCGUCUAAAGCUCCCUUCCAUCCUGUUCCACCUGCAAGCCAGUCUUUUACCGUCAUAUAACAUUUGGUUCCACUUGACUAUUUCUCAUGCCAGUCACAAAUAUUUAUGUAUUCCUGUUGAAAACUACGGCUAAAACCACAGACACAUUAAGUUUGAUUCAGCUGGCUGGUGUCAGCUGCACUGUGAAGAGAGAAGUAAUAGGUCUCAUUUGAAAGUCUUUAUCUUGAUAUUUGUGGAGUUUUGCUUCAAAGGCGUCUUUCCCUGAAGGACUCCUCUCUGAGAUCAAAGCCAGCACUGGUAUGUGGAGAUGUUAGAAAGGAAAUUACUUUUUUCGUUUGAUUCAAUUUGCAGGGAAAUGAAGGCCAUUGAUUUAAAAAACAAUUAAUCCUAUUUUAAGAUUUGACUUCUUCUGGAGGCAUGUGGAUAAUCUGUCAUGACAAGAUGUGGUCAGCUGGUUUUGAAAGUCUUCCUGAUUCAGUGCUCUGUUCGUAACAUGAAAAUAUUUGGGAUUGGUAAAAGGGAGCACUUUUCUACGAAAGAGGAUUAGGGCCACAUGAAGAGGAAAAAAUAAAUUAAAGGAAGGAGAUAUGAGUCAAAAUUUUAAGAUUAAAGUAGAAACUUCACAAUUAAAAAAAUUGAAAUUUUGACAUUAAAGUCUAAAUUUCACGAUGUCAAAAUGUCGAAAUAUCUUGAAUAAUGUUGAUAAUUUGAGAUUAAAAAAUUUGAGAUAAAAGUCGAAAUUUUGACAUUAAAGUUGAAAUUUGGAGAUUGCAAAAUGUCAAAAUAUCGUGAAUAAUGUUGAUAUUUAGAGAUUUAAAAAAAAUUGAGAUUAAAGUUGAAAUUUUGAGAAUAAAACCGACAUGAAUAAAGUCAAAAUUUCGACUUUUUAAAAUUUUGACUUUGAUCUCAAAAUUUUUACUUUAAUCUCAAAAUGGAAAUUAAAAAAUUCUUCCCCUUGUAAUUAUUUUUUUCUCUCUUUGUGGCCCUAAUCCUCUUUAAGCUUUUAUGAACAUAUUUCAUGAAUUAUCUUGUUAACUCACACUGACAAUGCUUAUCUCAUUCAGCAAAAGAAAAACUCUGUGUCUAGAUUCCUGGUAAAAGUUCUGUCCUGAUAGUAAGUUGAUGGUGUUUUAUCUUUAUUUAGUUUCAUUGAUGCAUAAAAAUAGAUUUAAUGGAGAGAGAGGCUGAAUGGUGACGGGCUUUCAUCGAUACUAGAGGAGUUAUUGGACCUGGAGGCUCUAAAUGAAGGACAAAACCUCCUUUUUUUUAAAUGUCUCUGCGGGUUACUGGCUGUUGAAGCAGAAAACUCGGUUUAGAUUUGCUCUGUUCUCUGUGUAUUCUCCAACAGUUUGUUCACCCCUCUGCCCUGGUUUGAACCUGAAUUUGUGACCAAAUGUCCGCUCUAAUGUCCUCCUCACAUGGUAAAAGCAUGAGCGCUGUAGCUGCAGACCACAUCAAUAGUCAUUGUGUGCAUGUAAGCACACACACACACACACACACAGAGAUAAGCACAGCUUGUCUCUCUUCACUGACUUAGAUAAGCCUUUCCUCGCCUGAAGGUAUUUGUUGCACAUAAGAUGCUUCAGAAUUGAAAACAGUGCCUUUUGAACUUAGUAAUCAAGUCCUUCAUAGGAUUACAGAUCUCGUUUGUUUGCUCACUCUACACAAAUAAAAUUAUAUUACCAUCAUUACGAGCUUAUCUUUAAAAAAAUCCAUUGGUCACAUAUUCCAGUCAAACAAAAUGAUGACUAAAACACCACUGUGAUUUUUAAAACGCCCAAGGUCAGUUCAUUUAAACUAAAAAUACCUUUGUGUGAGAGUUUGUCCAAACAAGCAUUGUUCAAGUGGAUAACACAAUCCAACAUUUUAAAAGGCUGGACAAAAGCCCAUGUCUCACCGGUUCUGAUAAGUGACCUCAGGGAUUGGUGUGAGGGGUUUGGGGAGAUUUGGCAGUGAGGCUUUAGAUCAUAACAAAGAGCUGCCAUACUCUCCUCUUUAGAUCAUGUGUGAGAAUUUAAGGUGGCGUGGAAAUAAAUCCCUCUUAAGAUGCAACAGGUCCUUUUAGGGGGUCUACAGACUUAAAAGUUAUAGGCUCUGUUAUUCUCUCUAAUCAAUGUCAUCGAUUCAGCAUAUGAACCUGGACUGUGUAGAAGGUAAUCAAUGAAGAGACUACACAUUGCAUUGAUUUUGUUUAUUGAUUUAUUGAUAUUCUGAGCGAUCUCAUCACUGUGUCUGUAGAUGUAAAUCGACUGCAAAGUAACAGCUCUGUGUGUCAUGUGUAAAUGCACACCGCGGCUCUCCUGACAGGGAGACACAUUUGUUCCUGCUGUGUAGGGAUCACAGCACUGCAGGUAAACUCGAAAACACCUGGAGCCUACUUGCUAUCAAAAUUUCUGGGGGCACCUGUUAAUAGGGCUGGGCGAUAUGGCCUCAAAUCAAUAUUACGAUAUAUUGAGCAGAUCACCGAGAUAACUACUCCACAAGCUGCUCACCCCCUUCCACAUUAACUUUGUCUACUCCAGCCACUACAACUUUUGAACUGUCCUCCAUCUCCUCACCUGUCUUUCCCUCUUUGGUACUGACUGGAUGGGGUGGAGUCACGUCUCUGACGUAGGACAGCGUCUUAAAGGGACAUGAGACCACAGCCUACCUACACACGUCCAAAACCAACUUUUAUUUGUUUAUUUAUUUGACACUGAAUAUAUUGACAUGGGCAAAAUGACGUUUGUUAUUGACGUAAAUUUCGGUAUCGGUAAAUUUUCAGUUUAUCGCCCAACCCUACCUGUUGCAGUUUAAGUGCAUGCCCGUGUACGGAGGCUGUAGUCCCUGUUGCAGCACUGGCUGGUUUGAUUCUUUGUUGCAGCCCUUGGUUGCAUGUCUUUCCUCACCCUCGUCUCCCCAGUUGGUCUUUAGCUGUCAUCUAAAAUGUUGUAAAGUUUGAGGCUGUCCCCGUCUCUCCCUCUUUUGGAUACUUCUAUGAUUUGUGCCCCCUCUAAAGCAUCCUGGCAGAAGCUUGGUAAACAAACGUACCAGCUGUUUCUUCAGACUAAAUUGUGAGGGACUCAUUUAAAGGAAACUGCAAAAACAAUAAAACAAUCAGUAUAAAGAAGUGAGUCUCCCUCUUAUCAGAUCCUGCAGUUCUCUUAACUUUGCCCCACUUUUCAUCUUUCAACCCCUUUGUAUGAUGUGCCUGAGACAUGCUGUGUUAAAUAUAGUCAUGUGAAUGCAUUCUCUUUGAAUUUGAGUGUGAAGUAUGCAUAUGAGCUUAAUGGUUGUGCUUUAAUAUGAAGAGACCCAUGUGAAUAUAUUAUCAUAAGCAGUCAUUAGCAUUCCAGCAUCGUCUUGCAGCGAUGAUAAGAGAUGCUUAUCACAACAGAUUUCACCAGGGAAACGCUUAAAUCUGUUCCUUUAAUUUUGCAGGAUGAAAAGACUCAUUCAGCUUUUCCAUUUAACUAGAACAAAUAGUUUCUUUUAAUUAGUCAGAUUUUUUUUCCCAAUGAAUGCUCCAGGCUCUGAGUAUUAUGAAUCGAGUUUUAUGCGGCACUUGUGUUGCUUGGAUUAAGUUGUUUGUAGAAAAUGAGCCUCUUCCUCUGUUAUAAGCCUGAGAUUUGGUUUCCAGCCAGCCUUCACAGCAAGUUGACAUUAAAACAUCCCCUGUCUGUCUUGAGGGAGUGGUAAAGGAAGGAAAUACGCUACCAUCUUUGAAUUAUUUGCCAUUUCUUUCUUCCUUUUUACAGCUCUGUUUAAUGUUUCUCUUCUCAGUGGCUUCCUACAGGUGUGUUGACAACUGCAAACGCACCUCCACGGGGAGUGCUUUAAUAAUUCUUUGUUUCAGGCUGUCAAAACAAAUAUCUGUCACGAGGAUUUUAUUGCUAUUGCUCUUUCCUUCUCAUAACUCAUAUCCUUUUUUCUGCUGUCUUGCCCUGUUUGCUCACAGAUCAGCCAGAUGCUCGGAAAUGAGCUGAAGUUUGCCGUGCGAGAGCCUGUCGGGCUGAGGUGAGAUUUCAGCUGCUCAGAAAAGCUCACAGUUAGCGCAGCAGACUGUGUAGGGUCAUCUGUGUGUCACUUCCAGGAAAGUUCAACAUCUUGCAAACUCUUGAGACGGGGAAUGUACUGUCAGUGUUGACUGCAGAAAGUAUGCAGUAAGUAACGCUAUCUCUCUCUUCCUAGGGUGUGGAUACUCAUCUCUGCUGUGGGUUUCACAGCUAUGGGCCUGAUGGUAAGUGUUCCCUGUAGUAUCAACACAGUCAGCAGCUUGUUUCACAUUCAUAAUUAGAAAAAGCCUCAAUGCAGAGGCUUUUCUAAAGCUAUGAAACAGAAAUUAAACAGUCAGUACGUUUACAUGACAUUUGAGAAAACCAAAUUGUUGCCUCACUCCGAUUAAGACCAGACAACUGAAGUGCAUGUGAACACUUUAGUACGACUAUAAUCCGAGUAUGAGAACUCUGAUUAAGACACCCAGAUAAUGCGAUUGGAAUUUGAUUUUCUCUACCAUGUAACCAGCAUAGUGAGAGUAUGAUCGGACAAUGCAUGUGGGCCACGCCUUCAUUAACCCUGUAACAAAAACGCCAGAGAAGAUGUACGAUCCUCCAUCUUCUUGCUCGAAAAUGCCCAGCAGCAUUUGUAGCCAUAAAUGUUUAUAAGAAAUGUAAACAUAUAUAUAUCUAUGGUUGUAGCCACUUCUGACGUCUGGCACGGACCUGCUGUUGUUUUUCACAGUUGUAUAGGGUCAGAAACAGCACUGCUGAAAAGACCCAUAUCACCCCCUAGUUUUUGGGGAGAAGGACAUGUUCACGUCAAUAAUCCGAUUUUCUCAGCUGCAUGUAUACGCGGACAAAGAGAGAAGUCCGAUUUGGCAAAAAAAAAAAAAAAGAACUAUAAACUUAGUCCCAUUCAGCUGUGCAUGUAAACACACUGACUGACUCUAGAAAUAGAAAACAUCCUCUUAGACAAACCGGGUAGUGAGUUACUGUAGAUCCUUUCUCAUCAAUGAGGGACAUCUGGAGAAACAGCGCAGUCUUUGUCGGCUGUAUCAUCAUAAACACUCACUAUCCUCAGUGCUCAGGGCAUCCACAGACUACUGUGUUUUGGGGGCAUUUGUUGAAGACAGAGUUCUAUUGUACUGUAUGAUGGACUUGUGGUGUGCUUUUGUAUUUCCACACAGGCUCUGGUGUUUCCAAAUCAACUAUAUGAGGUUGUUUUUGAGGAAGAGCUCUCCACGACUAGUAUCUCUGUCCGCCUUUAUGGAGGAGCACUCCUCAGUAAGUCACUUCUCCAACACUGCAUGAUUAUGGUAUAUUUAUGCUCAAGUUUGUGUAGCUGAAGUACAUUUAUAUGCAGCAGGGAAUACAUCAGCUAUGUUAUAGCAAUGCCGAAACAUAACACUUGAAUAUGUAUUUUUUACAUGCUAAAAAUAUACACAGCUCAACUGCACAUGGGCUUUGGUGGUAGAGCCUUGAAUACAUCCAUUUCAAAUGAUAAACUUGCCUUCAGAACAUGUACAAAAAGCUCUCUCACUGCUGUAGUUUCAUGCCUUGGGCCACAAACAGAGGCUGUGUGUAAUAUUCAGCUCUCUGUCUCUGCAGUUCACUAUUGGAGGCCAAUUUUGCAGAGCUCUAGCAGCAAAGGCUCAAGUUGCCUCUGUGCCCGUGGCCUCAUAUAUCAAGUCCAGAUCUGGUGGGAACACUGUCAGUGAUAGCAGGACAGUGUAUGCACUGUACAAAUAUAUAUGCGUGUGCCUUUGUGCGUGUGUGGGGGAUGGAACCACACAUAGGAGAGUGUGUUACUCAACUUUGUAUACUGCAGCUGGGUCACUGAAUCCGGUACUAACUCAUUUUUUUCUUGUGCUUUCCAUCCAAAGUAGAUACCUGUUGAUUAUAAAUAUGCCAGGUAAUUGUGGCCUUUCGAACGCCGGCCACCUCUGUGAGAUGUGAGCAAUUACAUUAAUGGUUUUAUCUUGAGCCAAGGCCUACAUACAAGUUGAUGAGUCACUUCAAGACUGAUUACAGUGGUUUGUGAUGUCUUUGUGAAGAGAUGCCGUGUGAGAGGCAGGUAGCACACGGGUUCGUCCUUAAUCGAAGAGGAAGAUGGGGAAAAAAAAGCAUGCUGAGGGACAAAACUUAUCAUGUAUAGCAAAUUUGGUAACACUUAAUUUGAACCCACCUUUUAUAAUGCAUUAUUAGCACAUUUAUAAAGCAUCUAUAAGGCUUUAUAACAACCCGGGUGUGAACAUUAUAAUUCUCACAACUUGACCCAGUCAUGAACAACUUCCCUUUUAUACAUUUUCUCAAGUUCAUCUUCAGCCGUUCAGGUUUGUCGCUCGGCUCAGAUUUCUUUUUUUUUUUUUUUUACAUUUUAAAUAAAACAUGAGAAAAUAAAAUCUAUAAAAGUUAAAAUAAUGCUGCAACCUUUUACCAAAACAGUUUCCAAUAAAUAAAAGAUACUCAGAUAAAUUACACAAGAUUUAGGGGGCAGACACAAUCUUCUUUAGGUCUAUUGGCCUGGCAACUUUUUAAACAUCCUUUGAUCACUAAAUGAACUUUGAGAAACACACCUGAUGCCCAGUCAUAAAUGCGUCAGUUAGAGUCGAGCAUGACAGCUGCUUUUGCUUGUUCACAAAGGCCUGGUGUGACUUUAUUGCUUAAACGCAGAGGAGGAUGACCUUAAUAUCACAGCUGAGUUACUUUUAAUGUGUCCAAAGUCUGUGUCCUCAAAGAACCACCGAGGUUGUUCCUGUUUGCCCACUCAGAUCCACUAACAAAAGGCUGUUUCAAUGAAAGAAAGGAGCUGUGCUUUUCCUUCUGGUCGGUGUGAGAACUCAGAUCUGAGUCACUCUUUGAAAUGGUCUGGUACCCAUACAUGUACCUGUACACCCCUAACAGGUAUAUGCUGUAUUUGCUUGCAAGAAUAAUUUUCGAUCCAGAGUCUGGCCCUGAUGCUUGUCCUCUUAAGACUUCAGGUUCAGGUUAUCUGGCUCUGCGGUGGUUGCAUCCUUUAGCUAAUUUGUUUGUGACGAAGAUUGGUUGUCAAACUUUCCACCCUGAAGUCAAACAGCUUAGAUUGAUAUGCCAUCAAACAGGUGAAUGUGCACAUACACUAAAUUGCACUGACACACUUUCAGCGUUCUCCUAUGUUACUGACUUACAGCAGUCAUUAAAUUAAAUCUUACUCAUGUUUGUCAAAGUUCCCCUAAACAGAAUCGGCACAAAUUAACCCAGUUAAAAUGAAUCUCCUGACAAAAUUCUUAUAUUGUUUCCAAAGUGUGCUGAUUAGGAAGACACCUAAGCUCAGAGCAGACCCAAUAUGCAAAGCUUUGCUCUACUAAAUUUACCAACUUCAGAAUAUUUCAACAUUGGACUUGGUUUGAUGACUCCUUGUCUCCUGGGCAUGGUCAGUCACAGAAUCUGCCUCUUCAAUGUCGAUUCUAGUAUUUACUCCUUUGAGCUUUUCUGCCUCUCCCUUCUGUAAAGACAUUAUUGUUAAAUCAACACUCAGAGUCUGGAACCGGUUUAGGCAGCACUGAGGUUUACAGUCCCUUUCUGUGUCGGCUUUGAUUGCAGCUACCCCUGUGUUCCUCACCUCCCUGACUCACAAAGGUUUUCCCUCCAGAUAUCACACCAUUCAAAGGCUGAUGUACAGAAAAGGCUUUUUCAUCAUUUGAACAAUUGUCUGAAAAAGUAUCAGCUUACAUUGCUCUUUUCUUCAGAUACCUCACAAUUCUGUUAGCUUUAUCCCUAAUAGUAAUCAAUUUUACAUUGGGUUUACUACACUUCAGUCUGUGCUUUACACAUAUUUAACCAAGCAAGACGUGCCCCAAGGUUUAUGGAAAUGUUGAUCCUACUUAGUGCCACCUGACCCUGAAAACACAUCAUCAUAUGUUUUGGUCCUGCGCUAAUGAUUCCUGUCUUUUUCGUUUCCCUUCCUCAAAGCAAGAUAUUUACAAAAAAAAGGAAACCUCACAUCGCGCUGCUUGUAUUCACAUCAUGGUAAAUCUGAAAAUGUAAAAUCUGCUACAUUAAAAACAUUUCCUGCUGUACGAUUACUGCACCGCCUGAGGAGAGAUACUGUACAACCACAUGGCACUGUGGGGAGGGAUAUGAAUAAACCAGCUGUCUAUCUCAUAAGGCCAGCAAAAGAUGGCUUCUUUAUUUUAAAUGCCAGCAGGGCUGUGGGGAAUAGCUGAGAAAAAGGAUGAUGUCUUACAAGACAAGCAGCAGUAAAUGGGGCAAAGGAUGGGGUCUCAUCUGCCACACAGAUGGAACCUGGCAGGAAGAGGACUCAGUCACCCAACAGCCCUCCCACCUUUCUUUCCAGCCAUCCUCGCAUCCAUCACUUCAUUACUAUGUAUGUGUGUGUGCAUUUCUGUCUGUGUGUGUGCGUUGAUGGAGGUCGGAGUGGUAUUCAGGCAAAAAUUAACUGGAAAAAUGACGAGCCUGAAAUGACUGCACACAGGCUUUUAUCACAAUCAAUGAGUCAGUGCAUUCAACAGAAUCAAUAGGCCAAUUAUCGCUGUGCGCUCAUGGUGUCACGGAUAGCAGCUGCAAGUGAACCAUUCUCAUAGUGGAUUUGAUAGUAGAUUUGCUCUUGAAUGCGUAUUUGUCAGCUGUCCUGAGCCUCCUCCUCGUGUUUCUGUUUUCAUUCCCAUGCCCCUGAACCUUUAAAUGCCCUCUUUUCCAGGCUUGGCCCUCAUCCUGUGGAAUGGUCUGUACACAGCAGAGAAAAUCAUCAUCCAGUGGACUCUGCUCAGUGAAGCCUGCUACUUUGCUGUCCAGUUUCUAGGUGAUUAAACUCUUAAAUGUGUUUUCUCCCCCCAUUCCCUUUUGUUCUGCAUGGCUUUGAGUCUAGGAAAAAAAAAACACUACUGAGUUGAUUUUCCUAGAGAUUUUUAUUUUGUAUUUUUUUGGACUGUACUGCCCUCUUGUGUUCAGAGUGUGGACUCACACCAUAAAGAGCCUGAGUGUUCCUUUUUUUAGUGUUUCUCGAAAACUAACUCUGGAUGUUCAUUAUUAACUUUUUUUUCUACUUAUAAAAUCUAAUCCAAGAGAUGGGGGACAAAUACCCAAGUCCUGCUAACACGAAGCUGAGUAGAACAAGAAGAAGAGAAAUAUCCUCUGUGUUUACUUACAUGAGCCCAACAGUGUCAAUGCAAAUAUUGGCAUUUGAGUGUUCCUGUAGGCUAGGUUUUAAAAAAUGAUAACCUGUCAGAGUUAAAAUAUAAAAGUUCAACACUUUGUAUUUCUUAUAUGCAAAAUAAUGAAAUGUAAUGUUGCUGUUUGGUUGCAGUGACAUCCAUCACCCUCAUGGAGAUUGGCAUCUUGCCCAAUGCUGCCAUGCUGCUGCUCCUCAGCCGAGUGCUCUUCCUGGUGGUCACCAUGGCGUACUACUACCACCUGGGGCGUAAACCCAAGAAGAUCUGA